Messenger RNA from Baudoinia panamericana UAMH 10762, 503 nucleotides. RefSeq lists its product as uncharacterized. Bases 19 to 249 code for a protein of 76 amino acids. Lineage: Eukaryota; Fungi; Ascomycota; Dothideomycetes; Mycosphaerellales; Teratosphaeriaceae. The record is from RefSeq and is a predicted model, not a curated record. The transcript has a single exon.
ACGUGGCGUGCGAAAUGCAUGUCUAUCGAGGCGGGUCAUGCACAGGCGAGCCUGCUCACGUCAAGGUUGUGGCGGCAUCUGACACCCAUUUUCAUCUACGCACACUCUCGGUAUCGCAUUAGCGGGCCGGCGAGUCGCUCCUUGAACGGACACUCCCUGACUCUACCGAUGGCACGAUGGUUCGUCAACGUUGGUGUCAUCGGCUGCUACACAACGUUCACUGAGGGAGGAUUGGGCGUGCAGCCGUGAGACAUAUAGCGGUCUGAAUGUGAACCCUCCAAUCACGAGCACUCGCAGGCCGAAGAAGUAGUGAUGACCGCAGAGGCAGGUAAUACGUGCUGCGGCUGCAUACCAAUCGCAUGGUCAGCAUCCGCGGCUUGCAGCGGCAAUAAUAGUGGGACGAUGCAACAACGAACUUGCUUGGCGGGCAGCGUUCUGGGUCCAGCGCGCUUGCCUUGGCUCGCGAUCCGGCAGAGGCUAGCAGUCUUGCCUUCCCUUUCGCU